Molecule: messenger RNA, 279 nt
Organism: Parnassius apollo (apollo)
Lineage: Eukaryota; Metazoa; Arthropoda; Insecta; Lepidoptera; Papilionidae
Source: the annotation of a GenBank genome assembly
AUGUCGAAUAAUUUUAUUAUUUACGCGCUAACUUAUCUUGUUUUCAUCAACGUGGUUAAUUCAAGAUUUGUGGCACUGGAUAUUACAAAACAGUGGCUAGAAACAGAACCAAAUGACAGCUUAAAUAAAGCAGUUGAAGCCUUAUUACAAAAACCAAUAAGAGUGAAACGCAGUGCAAUCGUGUAUAAUAAAUGCCCUUUAGGAUUUAAAAGGAUGCCUCCGCCUUUGCUGUGUGUUAGUUGCGAACAGUACGAAACAAUAACGGGGGAUCCAUGUUGA